This is a messenger RNA of Colletotrichum graminicola M1.001, 729 nucleotides long. RefSeq lists its product as uncharacterized. The coding region runs from base 1 to 729 and encodes 242 amino acids. The transcript has a single exon. NCBI's taxonomy places the organism in Eukaryota, Fungi, Ascomycota, Sordariomycetes, Glomerellales, Glomerellaceae. The record is from RefSeq and is a predicted model, not a curated record.
AUGCCGAGAAAACGCAAACAAAUCCGUUUUGAAGAAGGCGGCGACGAGGAUUGGUCCGGUUCAUCGUCAAACUCUUCGAGGUCCAGCAUCGCCUCCUUCCAUCGGGAGUCUUACCCCAAAAAUGGAAAGACGCGCAUUCCUGCGAAAUUGGUCUCGAAACGAGCCUUGAUCGAUCUGGGUUAUCCGUUCGUCGAGGAAGGCACUACAGUUGUCUUGCUUGUAGCACUUGACGAGCGCCUCAUUGACGAAGUUCUGAAGUUGAGCGAAGAAUACCGCAGGUCGGACGCCGAAAUCGAGGACCACAGCAGUGGAAAGCCGAUAGAUUAUCCCAGAGACCGAGGCUUCGAUUGGGUCAACGUGGAACUACCCGCCGAGGAAGGCUCCUUACAAUAUUCGGCCCAUGAUGAGGCAUCGGAUGACGACCUGGACUCGGCGUUUGGCGAUAUAGGCCAUGAUGAGCACGAAGGACCGAUCGCCCACUCCGGAGUUCUUAGUCUCAACACUACGAAAGCGUUUGGAGAAAACGCUUUUGACCUCACGGCGGGUCGGUUCCCGUCUUGGAAUCAGGAGAAGUCAGAACUCAUCAACGGCACCACGCAUCUUUACUCGGUCCAUGCAGCAGAGUUUUACAUGGACCGAGCAGGAAACCAGAGGGUCACGCUUGUAUGCCCUAACGAUCCCGGAAACGGGCUGAGUGCUCCGUCCUUGGUGCGCAUGAGAUGGCUGUAA